AUGCCUUGUGGUUUGAGUCCCUUGAUCAUGUGCCCUAAGGGAAGUAGGUUGGUGGUGGCCCUGGAUGACCGAGAUUCUCAGGCUGUGGCGGGCACGUCUUCAAACAAGAUUUUGGUGAAGCAGUCUCCCAUGCUUGUGGUGAAUAACAACGAAGUCAACCUUAGCUGCAAGUAUACCUACAACCUCUUCUCCAAGGAGUUCCGGGCAUCCCUCUAUAAGGGAGCUGACAGUGCUGUGGAGGUCUGUGUCGUGAAUGGGAACUUCUCCCAUCCACAUCAGUUUCAUUCAACUACAGGGUUCAACUGUGAUGGAAAAUUGGGCAAUGAAACAGUGACUUUCUACCUCAAGAAUCUGUACGUUAACCAAACAGAUAUUUACUUCUGCAAAAUCGAGGUCAUGUACCCUCCUCCUUACCUAGACAACGAGAAGAGCAACGGAACCAUUAUCCAUGUGAAAGAGCAACAUUUUUGCCCAGCUCACCCAUCUCCGAAAUCAUCGACGCUCUUUUGGGUUCUGGUGGUGGUUGGCGGAGUCCUGGCUUUCUACAGCAUGCUGGUGACGGUGGCCCUUUUUUCUUGCUGGAUGAAGAGUAAGAAGAACAGGCUCCUUCAGAGUGACUACAUGAAUAUGACUCCCCGGAGGCCUGGGCCCACCCGUAAGCACUACCAGCCCUAUGCUCCAGCACGAGACUUCGCAGCCUACCGCUCCUGA
Messenger RNA from Lepus europaeus (European hare), 711 nucleotides. RefSeq names its product CD28 molecule (gene CD28). The transcript is spliced from 4 exons. Gene Ontology annotation, cellular component: membrane; external side of plasma membrane. Bases 1 to 711 code for a protein of 236 amino acids. NCBI's taxonomy places the organism in Eukaryota, Metazoa, Chordata, Mammalia, Lagomorpha, Leporidae. The record is from RefSeq and is a predicted model, not a curated record. Gene Ontology annotation, biological process: T cell receptor signaling pathway; immune response; T cell costimulation.